Cyphomyrmex costatus is the source of this 3528-nucleotide messenger RNA. It is a transcript of the gene kug, whose product is annotated as FAT atypical cadherin kugelei. The transcript is spliced from 2 exons. Gene Ontology annotation, molecular function: calcium ion binding. Lineage: Eukaryota; Metazoa; Arthropoda; Insecta; Hymenoptera; Formicidae. Gene Ontology annotation, biological process: homophilic cell-cell adhesion. Gene Ontology annotation, cellular component: cell-cell junction; plasma membrane. The record is from RefSeq and is a predicted model, not a curated record. Bases 1 to 3528 code for a protein of 1175 amino acids.
AUGCAUAGGAUGAAGCAGCGCGCGCUGCACGCCUGGCCAUGGUUGUGGCUGUGGCUGUUUGCGGCCACGGCAGGCUCCCCGUCUUCCGACAACCCCAUGCCGACGACUCUUCUGCCACUACGUGGCGGCGGGGAUGGAGGCGUGGGAAACGACGACGGCGAUGGCAACGGCGAUUUAAUGAAGCCGUCGAUCGAUACCGCAACGACCUUGCCGAUCACUUUUGACGCGAAUUUUUCUUCAGAACUCGAGUUCCGUUUCACGCAAUCUCGAUACAACGUCUCCAUUCCUGAGAAUUCCAUCGGCAAGACGUACGUCGUGCCCGACGAGAGGAUGGGCAUACAGCUCGCGUCCGCCGAUAGUGACGUUGAUGUUAAGUUUCGUAUAAUGAACGGCGAUCGCGAAAAGUUCUUUAAAACAGAGGAGCGAACGGUCGGUGAUUUUUGCUUUCUCCUGAUUCGGACUCGAACCAGCAAUGUCGAUGUGCUGAAUCGCGAACGCAAAGACCGAUACGAGCUUGUAGUGCGUGCCACCUGGAGUAAACGCGACGGUAGAAACAGAGCAAACUUACUCGAAGCGGACACCACGGUGAUAGUGAAGAUUCUCGACACAAACGAUCUCAAUCCACUGUUCUAUCCGAUCGAGUACGAAACCACCGUGACGGAGGACACGCCUUUGCAUCGCAGCAUACUCAGGGUAAUCGCCGAAGACGCCGAUCUCGGCAAAAAUGGCGAGAUUUACUACAGCUUCGCUGAGGAGACUGAUCAAUUCGCCAUUCAUCCGGUCAGUGGCGUAAUAACGCUCACAAGACCGCUCAGGUACGCGGAACGCGCCAUACACGAGCUGGUAGUCCUAGCGAAGGAUCGCGGCGCUUUGUUUCGCAGCGCGGGUAGUAGCCGCGCGAGCACCGCCAAGGUCACGAUCAGGGUACGGCAGGUGAACUUGUACGCACCUGAGAUUUACGUGCAUCAGCUGCCCGAUAUCGUCGAGAAUUCGAACGCCGAUAUUUACGCGAUCGUGCGAGUGAUUGAUCGUGACGACGGCGUACACGGCCAAAUCGCGAGUCUUGACAUCGUGGGCGGUGAUCCGGCCGGCCACUUCAGAGUGCGUCCGGCCGGCGGGCCACGCUCCGGCGAGUACAACAUCGAGGUACUGCACCUGCUUGAUCGUGAGACUGCGUUGCAGGGUUACAAUCUUACCCUGCGCGCCAUGGACCGUGGGGUGCCGCAACGAUAUAGUUACAAAUUUGUGCCGGUGCACUUGGUCGACGUGAAUGACAACGCCCCGGUGUUCAGUCGCGAGAUCUACGAAGUCAAAGUGCCAGAAACGGCGCCCAUCAACACGCCGAUCAUAAGACUUAAGGUCACAGACGCCGACGAAGGGAAGAACGCAUUGGUAUAUCUCGAGAUAGUCGGCGGUAACGAGGGUGGUGAGUUUCACGUGAACGCUGAGACUGGUAUGUUGUAUACCGCUGUCAAUCUGGAUGCUGAAAAGAAAGCGUUUUACACGCUGACGGUUUCGGCGAUUGAUCAAGGCAAUGCCGGCACCAGGAAACAAUCCUCGGCGAAAGUGAAGAUCAACGUGGUCGACACCAAUGACAACGAUCCAACCUUUGACCAGCCGGAAAUGGAGGUGAUGCUAGAUGAGAAUGAGCCGGCCGGCACGUCCGUCGUGCGAGUUACUGCGAAAGAUCGUGACUCCGGCGAAAACGCUUACAUAUCUUACAGCAUCGAUAACCUUAAGAAAGUACCGUUUGAAAUCGAUCAUUUCUCCGGUAUCGUCAAGACCAAACAGGUGCUGGACUACGAGACUAUGAAGCGGGAGUAUUUAUUGCACGUGCGGGCCAGUGAUUGGGGCCUGCCCUAUCGACGUCAGGCGGAGAUGCAAUUACGAGUGAAACUGCGGGACGUGAACGACAAUCGACCACAGUUCGAGCGGAUCGACUGUACCGGUCACGUGCCGCGAUACGUAUCGAUCGGCUCUGAGAUCAUCACCGUGUCCGCGAUCGACUUCGACGCCGGGAACAUCGUCAGUUACCGCAUAGUGUCCGGCAAUUCUGACGGUUGUUUCGCUCUCGACUCAGCCAGCGGCGUCCUCUCGGUCGCUUGCGAUCUGUCGGACGUCAAGGCGACCGAGAGAACUAUCAAUGUUACCGCCACUGACGGCACACACUUUGCGGACGUCAAUCCCGUGCACAUACAUCUUGUGAACGCCAAACGGAAUCUGGGCUCACAGGCGAGAAUCCUGACAGAUGAAACCGGUGCUUUCGAAUGUCACGACACCGGCGUGGCGCGUAGACUGACGGACGCGAUCGCCUCGGCAGAGAAGAACAACAUGCCGUCACGGGACGACGAGUACACCUUGAUACCGAGUCGUUACGGUGAGAACGUGCACGCGCCUGAGUUCAUCGAUUUUCCGAAUGAGAUACGGAUCAAUGAAUCGCUCAAACUCGGUACGGUUCUCGUGCGAAUACGCGCUCGUGAUCGCGACCUCGAUUACAAUGGUAAGCUUGUCUUCGUCAUAUCCAGUGGUGACCGCGACUCCGUCUUUGGCAUCGAUCCGGAUACUGGUGAUCUAAACACGAUCGGUUAUUUGGACCGCGAGCGGGAGAGCGAGUACUACCUGAAUAUAAGUGUAUUCGAUCUGGGCAAACCGCAGAAGUCCGCCUCAAAAAUGCUACCGAUCACUAUUUUAGACGUCAACGAUAACGCGCCCAAGUUUGAGAAGUCAUUGGCAAGUUUCAGGAUCUCCGAGACUGCGCUGAACGGCACCAACGUAUGGCGCGCCAACGCUACUGACUCUGAUCUCGGUGACAACGCGCGAAUAACUUACUCUCUCGUGACGGAAACCAAUGACUUCCGUGUGGAUCCUGUGACGGGUGUACUGAGCGUCUUCGGCAAGCUCGACAGGGAACGACAGGAGAUAUACGAGCUGAGGAUUCGCGCGCGUGAUAAUAGCAACGAUACACCACCCUUACACUCGGAUGCGCUCGUCAGGGUAACGGUCGAUGACGUCAACGACAACGCGCCUACCUUCGCGCUAUCGAAUUACAACGUCAAGAUCCGCGAAGACGUGCCGAUAUGGACCGUCGUGGCCGUUGUCGAUGCCACGGAUCCCGAUGAAGGCGCGGGCGGUGAUGUGGAAUACUUCUUGUCGGACGCGAUGGAGAGCGAAGGCUUCUUCAAGGUCGACAAAGUGUCGGGCACAGUGAGAACAACGCAGAGCUUGGACUUUGAGGAGCGGCAGGUGCAUACGCUGACGAUAGUCGCGCGUGAUCGUGGUGAGCCAUCCUUGUCUUCCGAGACGAUGCUCGUAAUCGAGGUGAUUGACGUGAACGAGAACCUUUAUACGCCAGUCUUCGAUGACUUUGUCGUGUCCGCGAGUGUCUUCGAAAACCAACCCAUUGGCACCCUCGUUACUACUGUUCGAGCGAAGGACGCGGAUCCUCCCGGCGGAGAUUCAAGAAUCGGAUACAGUAUUCGUGGAGGCGACGGCGUCGGAAUUUUCUCCAUCGACAAUGAAGGUGAGUGA